Pochonia chlamydosporia 170 is the source of this 765-nucleotide messenger RNA. RefSeq lists its product as hypothetical. The coding region runs from base 1 to 765 and encodes 254 amino acids. The transcript has a single exon. Lineage: Eukaryota; Fungi; Ascomycota; Sordariomycetes; Hypocreales; Clavicipitaceae. The record is from RefSeq and is a predicted model, not a curated record.
AUGGGCAACAAAUCCUCCAAACCACCAAAACACCCCGGCGCCGACAAAGAAGCCUUCCUCCGCCCUGCCCUCCCCCCCGGCACAUACGGCUCCUUCCCCCCAUCCUUCAGCCUUCACUUCCUCGGCCGCAGCCAAGACACCAAAGCAGACUACUACGUCCUCGGUAUCGAUCAAAACGGCCCCGUCCAGCCCCUCAACGCCAUCACCAUCCACAAAGGCACCGUCAAGCACCAAGUCACUCUGCACGCCGGCCCAAACCACUCCGACCCGCCGCUAGGACUCGCCGGCACCGAGAAACUCUUUCGGUCCAUGUCGAUUGUCGCCCUGCCCGCGGCAUCGAGCGGUCCUGACGGGCCGGUAAACCAGAUUGCGCAGCUGUCCGCGCAGAAGAGCAUCAAGUUUGACAACUUCAACUUUACGUGUCCGGUGGGCGGUGCCCAAGAGCAGUUUGAGUGGCGGAGUGACAAUGUACUCAAGCCGGUGGAGGGGAAGCCCUAUGAGCGGACACUCGUGAGGAUGCGGAACGGGGAGGAAGUCGUGGGGAGGUGGACGGAUGAUAGGGCGCCUGAGAAGAGCGCCAAGUUGGGGACCUUUCAGUUUGAAGGGAGUGGUGCGACGGGGGAGUUGGGUGCGUAUUGGGCGUUGAUGGCGGUGAUGACGCUUUUGAGAAUUAGCCAGGUCAAGUGGGAGGCGAGUCUUGCGGCGGAUAAGAUGCUUGCUGGGGCGGCAAAGGUUGCGUUGCUGGGGACGGGGUUGGUGUUGUGA